UCCUUUUCUCUCACUUUCAUUCUCAUUAAAAAUUAAAUAAAUUUAAAAAAGAAAAGAAAAAAAGAGUAGAAACCCCUAUCAUCUCUCCCAUGGAAAAAGUUGAAGCUACGAAUCCGACAGCUGAACAACCAAACCAAGAUUCGGCGGCGACGGCGGAGGCGGAGGAGGAGUUGAUGACGGCCCACCAUCUAACAGUUCCAUCAGGGUUGAGCCAGGAAGAGUUCGAGGAUCUAAAGCCCGUGGUCACUGAGUUCCACAACUACGGGGUCAACUCAGGCCAAUGCUCUUCCCUACUGGCGCAAAUCGUCAACGCGCCGGCGAAAGAGGUCUGGUCGAUUGUGCGACGGUUCGACAAGCCACAGACGUACAAGCACUUCAUCAAGAGCUGCAGCGUCAGGGAGGGCUUCAGCUUGAAGGUCGGGGACCUGAGGGACGUCAGCGUCAUCUCGGGGUUGCCGGCGGCCACUAGCACCGAGAGGCUCGACAUACUGGACGACGAGCGGCGCGUGACGGGCUUCAGCAUCAUCGGCGGGGACCAUAGGCUGAGGAAUUACAGGUCUGUGACCACCGUGCAGACCGUCGUCUUGGAAUCGUAUGUGGUGGAUGUGCCGGAGGGGAACACGGAGGAGGACACGCGCCUCUUUGCUGAUACUGUUGUGAAGCUGAAUCUACAGAAGCUGGCUUCCGUUGCCGAAGCCAUGGGGAGUGAUUAACAGGUGCCAAUCUGCGUCGAUACGCGAUUUACGGGAUAUUUGAUGCAGACUCAUGUUUCAA
Messenger RNA from Sesamum indicum (sesame), 774 nucleotides. Its product is annotated as abscisic acid receptor PYR1-like. Gene Ontology annotation, biological process: abscisic acid-activated signaling pathway. The record is from RefSeq and is a predicted model, not a curated record. Gene Ontology annotation, molecular function: protein phosphatase inhibitor activity; signaling receptor activity; abscisic acid binding. Lineage: Eukaryota; Viridiplantae; Streptophyta; Magnoliopsida; Lamiales; Pedaliaceae. Gene Ontology annotation, cellular component: nucleus; cytoplasm.